Molecule: messenger RNA, 2472 nt
Organism: Bolinopsis microptera
Lineage: Eukaryota; Metazoa; Ctenophora; Tentaculata; Lobata; Bolinopsidae
Product: nuclear pore complex protein Nup50-like
Exons: 8
Coding region: 40-1485 (481 amino acids)
Biological process (GO): protein import into nucleus
Cellular component (GO): nuclear pore
Source: RefSeq, a predicted model, not a curated record
CUACAAAUCUAUUACAUUUAUUGAGCAGUGCAGUCAGGAAUGAGUAAACGGGUUGCAGACAAAGAGCUCACAGACAGAAAUUGGCAAGACGAGGAGGAGGAGGAGGAGGCAGGAGUGUUUGCAAAGGCUGCAGACAAUGUCAUCAAACAACGAGUAAUCAAGACUGCUAAAAGAAGAGCCCCUGCAAGUGCUAAUGGUGACAGUAAAGCUGGUCUAUUUACUGGAUUUUCCGGUUUCGCCGGUUUCCCACCGGCACCUGCUCCCAGCCUCAAUAUUCAACCCAGUUUAACUUUCCCUAAAAUCAAUGUCACUAACGGCGACACCAAGCAAUUGUUCACUUUCGGAGCAAAAAGCACAGACUCAGAAACUCCGGUUGAGGAACAGAAGGUUGAAAGUACGUCAAACAAUCCCAUCACAGUCUCAGCUGGUAUGGAUAAAAAACAAUCCAGCGAGACCUCAUUACCAAAAUCAGAAGCAGAUGCCAAACCUGCUGACAAUGACGUUUUCUUGAAAAAACUGAAGAAACUAAAUCAGUCUGUGCUCAAGUUUGCUAAGGAGCAUGUGGAUAAAAAUCCGUUUGUAAUUCUCACGACAGUAUUUAGUGACUAUGAGAAGCACCUGAAAAAGAUUCAGAGCGAUCAGACAGUCCAGGAAUCUUCCCCUGAGUUCAAACUGUCCAACAGCGCACCAAAAGAAGAGAGCCCCACCAAAGUAGACAGUUCCUCAAGCGACGAAGUAAAAGUAGUGGAACCAGUAUCCGAGACAGUUGAGCCCGUGAAACCAGCAUCAAACCCAUUUUCAUUCAGCACGUCAACAGCAGCCACCCCCGCGUUCUCAUUCGGCGCAGCGUCCACCACACCUAAGUGGUCGUUUGGUUCGAGUGAGGGGAACAGCACGGGAUUCAGCUUUAAACCAACCACAUCCGCAGCAGAUAGUACUCAACCCAGUAGUGGGGGUUUUAGUUUUAAACCUUCCUCUGCUUCUAAUACUCCGGGUAAUUCCUUGUUUGGGAAACCUGUCGGAUCAACGUCUUUCACAGGGUUUGGAGGGUUAGUGGGAAAACCAGCCGACUCAACAGAGCAGAAAGAAGAAGAGAAACCAGCUGAGGAUGAGACACCACCUCAACCUGAAAAGGUAGAUCACGUAGAUAAGGAAGCUCUGUACCACAUCAAGUGUAAACUCUUCCUGAAGUCUGGAGACAGCUGGAACGAGAAGGGACUGGGUAUUGCUAAUCUUAAGGAGUGUAACGGAAAGGUUCAGCUGCUAAUAAGGAACGACACUACGAUGGGAACAGUGAUUCUGAACACACUGCUCCAUGAGAACAUGCCUGUUAGCAAAAGCGGCAAGAACGGCUUGUUGAUGGUCGUCACUGGAGAGGACGAAAAAAUAGAAACUUACCUGUGUCGAGUGAAUAAAGACAAAGUCGAGGAGUUCUACGAUAAACUCACAGAGUAUAAGAAAGGAGCGCCUUCUGCAACAGAGUAGUUCAGAUAUUCGCAGCUAAUUUAAUUGAUUAAUUAAUUAAUUAGUUGAUUACUUUUUUGCUCAAUUAUUUAGAUCAGUCUAUCGAUCACCAAUCACCAUGACAUUAUCUUCGAUGAUUGACAAAUUGCUGGAACCACUACGAGGCAGAAUCAUGAUUACGAAAUUAAUAUUCUCACCAUCAUGAUAUGUUUGGAAUCGUUCCCACUUUACGUAAACCAGUUACCAGAUAUUAGCGGCUUAAGACCUCCGAGAGCAUUUCAAAACCCCCUCCCCUGGCCCUAGGCUGACUACGUCAUAUCUGUUCAUGAUACCCUUGAGUAAGUAGUUAAUCAAUUAGUAAUUACUCGACUUACUAAUUAUGUUAUUAAUCAUCAUAUUCCAUGUGUCAGCUGUUAAGUAACUAUGAAUCUUUUAUCUUUUAAAAGCCAAUCACUAGGUAUACUGCAGCUUUUAUUUUAAAGAAUUUUUAGAUGUUUUGUUAGACGAAGAAAUCUUAAAUUUUCUAUUUGAAAAUGAUGUACUUAGCGGUUAACUGUCUUUUCAGGCAGAGUAGAAGUUUUAAUUUUACUGUUUUUAUCACCCCGUACCGUGCCGUAUAAUAUUCAAUAUUUUGGUCAGAUUAUUUUUUCAAGUAAUCGAAACAGUGGUUUAUUGAUCUACCAAAGCAAGGCAGUAAACUAUUGAUGUGUCUGUUAUUAUAACUGAGCUAACGCAUUUGAAAUAUCACGUGAUGUUAUGUCAUGUCACGUGGUGCGACGUCAUGUCACGUGGUGUGAUGUCGUGUCACGUGGUGUGACGUCAUGUCACUUGGUGUGAUGUCAUGUCACGUGGUUAUCAGUUUGACGACAGUUUUUCUCAUCCCGGCCAACAGUUACUGUGAUACAACCCGAAUUUUAUGAUUUAAUAAAACAAAAGUGAGCUGUUCUUUAACCAUUUAUACUAUUUAUUGAUAGAUUUCAUUUUCAUUAUUACACUACAGCUAAAAUA